AAUGUUUGGUCAAUUUAUCAUUCUAUUGAAAAUAAUUCAUCUGGUUUCGUGCGAGUAUCAUGACUAUAUAAUAGUUGGAGCUGGGCCUUCAGGACUUCAAAUGGGCUCUUUCCUAGAGGACAAAAAAAGAGACUACGUGAUUUUAGAAAGAGGAAACUCAUCAGGAACUUUCUUUAAAACAUUCCCAAGGCAUAAUACUUUAAUUUCUAUCAAUAAAAGAUUCACUGGUAAAACUAAUAAAGAGUUUAAUUUUCGACACGAUUGGAAUUCUUUGAUUAGUAAUGAUGAAGCGUUACUUUUCAAAGAGUAUAGCAAAGAUUUCUUCCCUGAUAAGGGCGAUUAUCUUCAAUAUUUAAGUGAUUUUGAAAAGAAAUUAGGGCUAAACACUCGUUUCAAUACAAAUAUUAUAUCAUCUCGAAAGAUUGACAAUGGUACCAUUGAACUAACUGAUGAAAAAGAAGUAACAUUCCUUUGCAAAUAUUUAAUUGUUGCUACUGGUAUAUUCAAACCUCUGAAAGUCCCUUUCAAUGGUAGUGAAUAUGUAACGUUCUAUGAUGAUAUGAUCUUAGAUCCACACUAUUAUGAGGGAAAAAAUGUCCUAAUACUUGGUAAAGGAAAUACUGCAAAUGAAGUUGCUACUUCUUUAUUCCCUUAUGCAAAUGUUGUACAUAUGGGAAGUAGGAGUAGAGUGAAACUAUCCUGGUCAACUCAUUAUGUUGGAGAUUUAAGGGCCAUUAAUAACAAUAUAUUAGAUAAUUAUCAAUUGAAAGCCUUAGAUGGUAUAUUUGAAGUUGACGUUCGAGAAUUAUCAAUUUUUAAGAGAGAUGACGGACGUUUCAUGUUAGAAGAUCCCUUAUUAAAGGUCAACGUCAAGGACGAUAAUUUUUCUUUUAGAGAUCCGUAUGAUGUCAUAAUAUCCUGCCUUGGUUGGAUAUGGGAUGAAACGCCAUGGGUUAUUGGAGUGGAAGAAUCAUGGUGUUGUCUGCCUCAUCAACCUGCAGAACCAUUUAAUCAGCUUGUACCUUGGAUCGUUAAAAGAGUGAAUGAAGCUUCUGCACCUUACCAAAUGUUUCAGGUGCUUGGAGAUGUCAUAGUUAUCAACGAAAAAGAGGAAACGUUUGAAGCGUAUGAAGAAUAUCCCCUAACCUCUCUUGAUGAAUUUGAAAUUAGGACAGGUCGAAAUGUUACAAUCCGUUAUUGUAGUGGUUUUUGA
This is a messenger RNA of Dimorphilus gyrociliatus, 1213 nucleotides long. Lineage: Eukaryota; Metazoa; Annelida; Polychaeta; Dinophilidae. The record is from the annotation of a GenBank genome assembly.